Messenger RNA from Erinaceus europaeus (western European hedgehog), 786 nucleotides. RefSeq names its product cytochrome c oxidase assembly factor 5. The transcript is spliced from 3 exons. Gene Ontology annotation, cellular component: mitochondrion. Lineage: Eukaryota; Metazoa; Chordata; Mammalia; Eulipotyphla; Erinaceidae. The record is from RefSeq and is a predicted model, not a curated record. Gene Ontology annotation, biological process: mitochondrial respiratory chain complex IV assembly. Bases 104 to 328 code for a protein of 74 amino acids.
GGCAGUUUCCGGUUUCUCCACGCCACCGAGUUGCUAGUGCAGAACGAGACCGAAGCCUUCGUGCUGCAAACAGGUGGUGCUGCCGCGAACGGGAGGUGUUGUCAUGCCCCAUUAUUACGAGGGCAAGCCAGAGGAAGGCGCGUGUUCGGGCGUGAAGGAGGAUCUGGGCAUAUGUCUGCUGCAGUCGGCCUGUGUGCUCCAGGAAGGAAAAUCUCCCCAACAAUGUUUAAAGGAAGGACACUGCAAAGCUUUGAAAUACACAUUUUUUGAAUGUAAAAGAUCAAUGUUGGAUGCCAGAUCAAGAUUCAGAGGAAGAAAAGGAUACUGAGCCAGUUAUGUUGAAAUCAAGACAAAAUCUACAAAGGGAUUUCUGCGGUUAUUAAAACAGAAGCCAGAAAACAUCAUUCAUCUGGACUUUUUUUUCCUGCUGCUGCAUAGCACACUGGAGAAAGUGUGUGAAUUCUGGCUUUGAGUGUGCACAAAGUAAAGUUCUUGCUCUUAUUUUUAGAAGAAAAACUUAUUGGAGCAGUUGUCAACUGGGAGAUAAUGUGUUUUAAAAGUUGUUCUAAAACUCAAAGAAUAGGAAAAUUCUCAUUUUCAUGAUUGACUCCUCUCCAAAUGAUAGAACUUGUAAAUGUUAUAAUUUACUGAUGGUACUAUUACAGUCAGUAACAUGGAGUGUAGUGGAAUAAUACAUCUUAUAUUGGCAGUGAUUAGAAUAAACCUUGAAUCCACUGUCUUACUUAGUACCAAAAUAAAUUCUGUUGUGAUUCCUUGAAGAAGAAA